CAUGACGUAUUAACUCGAUCCAAUAUGGCUGAAUGUGAGGAGCUUGUUAGUGAAAUGACGGCGGAAGAAAUGGGACAGUUCCGAGUGGAAAUGGAGGAUAUGUUGCACGAUAAUGAAGAGCAGGAUAUGGACAUCGAGUCGGGUGGGUAUGAUCGAACGUCCGUCAUGAUUGAUGGUCAUGUUGGAACGUCAAGAGACGGCCAAGGUAGCGACGAUGGAGACGAAGAUCGCGACCGGCUAAGAGGCGGUGGAGAUUUCGACGGGGAUGGGUACAUUCAGCACACCAUUUCUGCGGAUCAAAUUCAAAUGCAAAUCAUGCCUGGCUAUGCUUUCAUGCCUCGUGCCGAAAACAUAGAAGGAGCUACUCUGACACUUGAAACAAAGAACCCCAAAACAAAGAAGAAAAUGAUUCAAAAGUUCCAUUGUCACUUUGAAAGCUGCGACAAAAGAUACAACUCAGCGGACAAUCUUCUUUCGCAUCAAAAAUCGCAUCCAGGCGACUACAGUGUGAUCUGUUACGAUGGAGAUUGCGAGAAGGGAAUGGCUGAAUCUGGCCAAAGCAAGCAGGGCAAGUCUUCGAAAGAAAAGAGAUUUGUGUGCGAAUAUCCACGUUGUACGCGUUCUUACAGUACUGCGGGGAAUUUAAAGACACACACGAAAACGCAUACCGGCGAUUAUCAUUUUGUUUGUGAUGAAACGGGAUGUGGGAAGGCAUUUCUCACAUCUUACAGCAAGAAGAUCCAUGUCCGUGUACAUACAAAAGAGAAGCCGUACUCUUGUGACAAGCAAGGUUGCGAAAAAUCUUUCAAUACUUUGUACAGAUUGAAAGCUCACCAGAGAAUCCACACAGGUUCUACCUUCAACUGCGACGAGGAAGGGUGCAGUAAGGUGUUCACAACACUCAGUGAUCUUAGAAAACAUGUCCGAACGCAUACAGGGGAACGCCCUUACAAAUGUGACUUUGGAACCUGUGGAAAGGCGUUUGUUGCAAGUCAUCAUUUGAAGACGCACAUAAGAACUCAUACAGGUGAGAAGCCAUUCACCUGCAUCGAGGACGGCUGCAAGCGUGCCUUCACCACGCAGUACAGUCUCAAGAGCCACCAGAGGGGCCACCAUGAGAAGCAGGAUGCCACCAGCCUCUCUGGGCUGGAGGAGGCCGAUGAAGAUCAUCCGGAGGGGGAGGAAGAGGAUGGGGAGGGGUCAGGGGGAGGAGUAGGAGGUGGUGGUGGUGAUGGUAGUCGAGCUGGAAACGUUAAUGAUGAGCAGUCAUUGGAGGAGCAAGUCGUACAGGCUAGCAAUGAGGUUGCAGCUCAGAUAUUGAACACACUGAGUGGAGUUCUGGGCAUGGGUAUUUCUUCCACAACUGAGGUCAUUCAAGCUUCCACAAGCGAAACACCAAAGAUUCAGGACAUCAAUCUAGAAGGCAACGGUCAGCCAAUUAUCCUCCAGGCUCAGCCUAGUAACGUAGCCUCAUCUUCCGCCGUAACGCCGAAACCCGAAACCCAGAUCUCUGUCUCACAAGAGGUUCCUAAAGCAGCUUCCCAAGCGCAGACUGUGACAGUCCAGAACGUUUCUUGCGGGAACGGAACCCAGAACCUUGUCAUCACCAUCAACCAAGGGGCCUCAUCCUCUGUGCCUCCCACCCAGCUGGUCAUCACCCCGGAUGUACUCCAGUCCUUGGUGCCUAAGACACAGACAACUCAGCAACCAGUGGUUCCACAACCAGUGCAGCAGACUGCUAGGAUACAACCUGCUUCAACGGCCAAUACUGUAGCACUUCCCAACCAGUCUAUCCAGAGCUCUGUAAUCCAACCCCAGAUGCACCCUCAGGUUCACAUCAUCACCGGCGGUAUCGCCACCGAUGAACGGACUCUGACGGUUGCACCGCCCCAACCUCCACGCCAACCGCAGGUCCUUCCCACACCCCAACCGCAGGUCCUUCCUACACCCCCAUGCCAGCACCAUUCGCACCAGCUCCAGCCCACCGCUAUACCGGUUUCUAUCACCCCUCAGGGUGGCAUACAGAUCUUGGGGGGGUUACCCUCUGCAGGCGGUACCUUGGUCCAGACCCCCGGUGCCGCAGGGUUAUCCAGCACCUAUCUCAUCCCCCAGUACUUUGCCACCGGCAAUCUAGUCGGUGCACAGAUGGUACCGCUUGAAAUGGCUCAGUAUAUGGGCAUACCCCAGCAGGGUGUUAUAAUGCAACCACCCCAGCCUCAGCUCGGCACCAUACAAACGCAGUUGGGUAGUACCGCCCUGCCCUCUGUUCGACCCGGACAGCACAUUGUGUACCAAGCACCGACAGUAGCAAACAUUGCUCCAACCUCUACUGUGAAUACAAUCAAACCAAUUUCAAUAGCGGUCGCCGAGACUCCUUCUAACUUGAUAAAUAGUCGACCGACCACUAGCAGUCAUCUAUCCGACGAUGUCUUCUCCCCACCGUCCGUCGACAGCUGUGUUUCGAGUCAGGACAAGAGCCACGGGGCACCAGCAGUUCGGACUCCCUCGAGAAGCAACAGCUGUUCUACGGAAGCCUUCAUCAAUGAACUCUUGGGCAGCGAGGUCCAACCGCUGGACUACUCCCAGCCCCUCCUCUCGGGAUCAGAGAACCCUUCCAAGAUGUGUAACAAGUGUAAUUGCUUGUGCGACUGUGACUGCAAGCAUGAAGUCAGGUCCCAGAUUAGUAGAAACAUAGAGAGUAUACUCUCCGGUAUAGUACAGGAUCAGAGUUAGCACCUCUUCUCGUGUACAGACUUAGAAUAUAUUAUUGCUUGCUCAAUAUAAGAAAAAAGAAGUAUUGCCGCAUGAUGUUUUCAGUAUUUUCCAGUCUUCUUUCUUCCACAGUCUUCAAAAAUGUAAAGAUAAAUUGCAAAGAUAAAUUAAUGCCUCAGUAUUUAACACUGACAAGACCAAAACCAGACUGACGCCAUAUUAGCAAACGACUUAACAUUAUUUCACUGUAUCUCGAAUGGGUGAGUGAGUGGAAGGUUUGAAAUCGGUUUGGCGGCGUGACUGGGGUACUGCAUGAAAGUCAUUCUGGAGAGCAUAUUCUAUAACAACCAAAGUAGAUAUGUUUUCACUUACAUGUAGGUGUCUUUGUAUAUUUUCUUUUCAUGUCUGUGAUUAUACUUCGUAUCUGUUUAUAUUCACAAGGCAUUUUAGAGUUUAAUCUGACUCUUUUCUUGGCUUUAUUGUGUGCAUUUGCAAAUGAUAUUUUUAAUUUUAAAAAAAUGCAAACUUCUUCGGAAUUUCUGUGUCCAUUUAAAAUCUCUCGCAAAGCAAGGAAAGAUUUUUUUUUUAUAGAUUUACAACCAUAUCUAUGCAUAGAACCGUAUGAAAAAAAUAAGCUGUUUUCUAUUUCCUUAAAAAUAUAUAUUUCAGAUGAUCGGAAAUAUCCCUAUCUGAAGAUCUGUCUUUAAUAGCUCAAGUAUAUGUAGUCCCAUUUUCUUGCCAUCAGUUUCUAAACCUUAAUAUAUUUUGAUAAUUGUAUUUUCGGACAUUUGCAAGGUAUAACCACUUUCAUAGGUAAUUGAUCAUCUUCUGUAUAAGGAUUAAGAAUCUAAUGUUGCAGUAUAAGCAAGGAGUUUUAGGAUCAACAGCCCAUUAUAAGUGCGUUUAAAAAUGAAAAUCUCAAGCCAGUCGCCUUCCUAGUCAAACAAAAUGCAUUUAAGAAUAUGUAACCUGGCCCCACAAGACCACCAUUUUGUUUGACUUAUUGUGCUAAUGGUGGAUAUUUAGGUCACGGUCAUGCAUUAACACAACUGAACAUAUUACAAGACGAAUCGCCCUGAUUAUCAUUUUCAUAAGAAAUUAUUCACUUGGGGUUUGCUCUUAAUAUCAUUUCCUUUCUCCACGUAUGAUAUUUAUUAGUGAAGCCUUUUCAUGGAUUACAAGUGUCUGACCCAAACCUUUCUCAUGUUCAAGAUAAAGAACCGCAUUUUGCAGUUUGAUUGUCCCUAACUGUGGUGCAUUUCACUUUCUAUUGUACUGUUAUCCAGAUGAUUAUGACAUCUGGGUCCCGUCUUGUAAAGAGUUGAUAUUAAUCUCAAAUUAUUUGCGAUUUAUAUCAAUCGCAAUUAUGAUACUUGAGGGAUAGGAGACUACAAACUUGUGAUCGAUUGGAGGAGUUGCAAUUGAUUUGGAUCAAUCUUAACUCUUUAUAAUAAGACGGCCCCCAGGACCCUGUCCUAGCAAGAGCUGUGAUCGAUUCAAAUUCGAACCUUCCUUAUCUUGUUUAUUUGCAUCAAUGGUACUUCAGUACAUUAGAUGAUGAGUGAAGUUGAGGCGCUCAACAAACCAGAGGUGAAAACAACACAUUGCACUUCAAGAAUGACCGUCUCAGCAUCAUUCAAAACAUGUGUCAGUCUUCGAAAGAAUAAAAGAAUACACCAUUGGCAUACAAUGCGUGACUGCCGUGAUAUUAGUAAAUAGUCCAUCUUCCAAACAAAUGAACAUCUCACCCUUGACAAUAACAAUACAUUGAUUUUGCAACAUGUCACUUUUGACUUUGCCCCAUAUGCAGGUGUACUGCACAUAACUCUAACUGUACAUUCCAUAAUAAUCAUUACAAAUGGGAGUUAUUGUAAAGGAAAUAAGCAGGCUUUUCAAUGACACCAAACUCAAGUUUGGUAAUGCAUGUAUAUUAACAAGAAAGAUAUUGAUACCCAAACUUGAAUCGCUGAACAUUUUUUGAGGAGUUUAGAAGAAGAGUGAUUAAGAUAAGACUGGACCCUGGUAGUUAAUUGAUGUGAAAUACAAUUCAUUAUAUUUAUUGAAUGAAAUAUUUCAGAUUUAUGUGCAAUCUUUUUUGUUUUGUUAUAAUUGUCUUUCUUCUCUAUGUUAUAAUUUAAGUUGACUGUCUCCUCCAAAUAUGGCAUGUAGAUAUGAAUUUGAUGCAUCUGUUUUCUGCUUCUUCGUUCGGUCUUGAAUGUGAAAAACAACAAUUGUUACAGACCCUGUUUACAAGCACAAAAUAAUGGGGGGGGGGGGGAGAGAAUUUUGUCAUUUAUCAUUUUAGUGUAUAUUAUUAUUAUUAUUUAUUUGACCAAUCGGAAAACAUACAAUGAGUAUAACAAUCAGACAAUACAUAAACAAUUUUAGAACAUUCAAAUGGUGAAGAAACUAAGUUCUUAUAUGUCCUAAUUGUGUGUCUCUCAAACCAAGAAGUUAGUUUUUCACCAUGUUUACAUUGUUGGUUGAAUUAGUUCAGUUAUAAUUUUGAUGUAAAUUAAAUUGGAAAUUGUGCAGAAAAUUGUUGGCAAAUGUUAUAGAGAGGCAUCAAUAAUCUUUUCUGAUCUAUGAAAUUUAUGCAGUGUUAUCUUUUAGUCAAUCGUCACAAGCAAAAUAUUAUGUAUAAACCCUGUGUUCUUUGUAUUGUUUACUUUUUAUACUUAGUGAUAUGUACUGUGUUUUUCUUUGCAGCUGGUUUGUAGAAUAAUUUGUUGUGAGUUUUCUUUUUUUACGCCGUGUUUGUGUUUAUUUUCUUACUUUAGGUUAAUAUGCAUCUACUAAUUUAUCACUGUGGCAGUAAUCCCAUUUGUAUCCAAUUUGUGCGUAUAAUGUUCAUAUUCCUGUUAAUCAAGCAAACGGUUAUAUAGCUUUUGUUCUUCUAUGAGAUACAAAUAUCUUCUCCUCUUACGUACAUGUACUGUUUCAGUUCAGACUCAAAAAGGGAAACAGCAAAACAGAAUACUCUAUCGAUAGUAAGGUACAUGUAAACUUGUAUGACAGCAUAAUUUUUUUUUGUGUUAACAAUAACUUAACAUACGUUGAACUCCCUUCAAUUCAUUUCAUUUAUUUAUUUAUUCAUCGUCGUAUCAAAACUACAUCAAAAUGUAAAGUCGUUCAAAUAUAUUGUAGAGGCAAACAAAAGGGAAGCUACAAAAAAGCGGUGUUUUGAAAAGUGUAGCUGUCCUAAAAAGAAUAUUUGUCUUACAAAUAAAUAGUUGUUCAGAGUUUAAUGAAUAUACUUUGUGGGUUAUUAAAAUGGUGCAUGUACUGAUACCUGAGGCCUAGAAAAUUAAAUAGGUACACAGGUACACCAAUCUCAAACAAAAUGUACAUCCUCAUUUUGUAUUAUAAGCUUAUGUAUUCAGUCCUUCUAAUCAUGUAAGAAACUAAAUACACUGAAACGGUGAAACCUGUCUAUAAAGACCACUCAAGGGGGACAAGAAAAGUGGUCCUUGAAGGCAGGUGGUCCUUAUGAACAUGUUCCUGUUGUACAGGUUUCUAUGAGAAACAAUUGUGAAGGGAAACAUAAAAGAUAUGGUCUUUAUAGACAGGUGGUCUUUAUACAAAGGUGGUCGCUAAAGCAGGUUUCGCUGUAUUAUGAAUAGGUUUGUUGUUCUCAAUCUCUGUGUAAAAUGGUAUUACUGGACAAGAAGUGUUUAUUGCCAAAGAAGAGAAAUUUGUUUAGUGAAGGGGGCAAAAAUAAUGUGAUUAUCUGUACAAUUCUCUUAAAUAUUUGUAUUAAAUGCUGGUUUUAACUACAGUGUAAAUUGUUGUAUUCAUAACCAAAAUGUUGAAAUAUGCUCUGCAUCAACUCAUAUCUUACGCAUGUCACAGUGUUUGAAACAGGUCACGUGUUAAUCGUCUGUGUCUUGCUCAAUCAUGAAGCGUUCACCAUCUCCGCAUGGGGGUUUUACGACACUUGCACCUGUGACAGUGGCUAAGCAUCAAUUUGGAGCUCUAACCACAUCCUUGACUAUCCCAUCCCUCAUAUAGGACGUUAAAUGGAGGUCCUGUGUACAGGAGAGUCACCACCCUUGCACGUUAAGAACCCACUGCACUAUUCUUGUAAGAGUAGGGGGAAACCCCGGUGUAUUGGUCCACCUGCACACCCUAAUCAGGCCGAGUAUAAACGGCAUCUGUAAGAAUCUUCAGUAUUGAAGAAGGCAGAUUAUCUUGAAGAAGAAGAAGAAGUUCAACCCCUAGACCCGAUCCCAUACCUAACCCUAACCUGAAAUCCAAUUGACAACCUAGCCCUAACCCUUUACCUAAUAAAGUCUGGAGCAAUUGUCACAGGAGCAAAGUCGGGUCACCCCAGAAGUGAAAUACUCAAAGGGUAUUUGUUAAAGCUUGUUAAUAAUGUUCAAACAUCUCCAACACCUCCUUAAAAAAGGAUUUGAAUGCAAAUCAAUUGUCUUGCAGUCAGUGUUAGAAAAUGUAUCUGUGUGAUUUAAUAGUCUUGCUGUUUUUAUCGAUAUUCGAUUCAAACUUAUGGAUUUGUGCGAGUAUAGAACUUAGACCCUAAUAUUUUCACCCCGUGAAGGCAGAGCUUUAUAUUGUUCGGUGCUCCCAAAAAAGGUUGUUACUACCAUGAGAAAUACAUUGCUUUGGUGGCCGUACGAAGAGCAGCAGAAAAUACUGCUAAAAGAUCUUGUAUAUUACAAGGUUUAUUUUGUUCAUAAUUAUUAACUGAGCCAUAUUGGCUUUCGAGUCUUGGUUGUUACAUUACAUGUAUUGUUAUGCAAGGUUCUAUUGAUAAUUGUUUUUGUUAAGUUUUUACCUCCUAUUUGCCAAAACUCCCUGGAUUAAUGAGAAAUAGGGCUUCACAUGACUUCAAAAAAACAUCUGAAAAAAACCUCUACAAUUCUUAAUUUGUCCUUAGAUUAAUUGAAGCACGCUUUGUAUCCUCAGGAAAAGGUGCAAUAUAAAUCCUUAUAUUAAAACUAUUCUUCUUAAAUUCAGAAAAAGUAAAAAAUAUGUUUUCAUCUGCCCAAUUCCCUGCCCUGCCCUUAACAAUGAAUAAUAAAAACUGUGUUUAUAUCAUUCUGAUAGCAUAAAUAGUUUAUUAUUACCCUCCUUGAGCUAAUUAUCUUGGUAUUUAAAGAUUCAUUCCAAGAAAGGAAUCUUACGAAAAACAAAGAAAGAAGUUGAUACAGUUUUGUUUUGUUAAGACCUAGAAAUAACUUUGUCAAAACUUGUAUGAAAUGUGUAUAAGAGUAAGGUUUAAUAGAAAUGAUCAUUGUAUUUGUUAUUAUCAAAUAGUUUUGUAUGUGUAAAGAAGUGCUUGUGCAUAGGUUAGAGUUAUAUUUAAAUAAAAUGAAAUAUAUAUUUGAAUGUAGAUAUGUGCUAGUGUGCAAAUAGCUUUUUAUUUGGCUCGACUUACUUUUUUGCAUAAAAAGACAUUAUCAAACAGCAUGGAAGGAAGUCUAUGGGUACCGUAGAAAUUGCAAGAAAAUUUGAUUGUCGCUGCAUUAUCUCUUUUUAUGAAUGAGAACCUCGUAAAUAUGUUGAAUUCUGAACAUGAAAUCGACAUCAAACGUCUCAUUUCAUUUCAAAUAUGAUCUGAGCUCUAGUAUUUCUAUCAACUUAAUGCUGUGACCAGAUAUACACAUAAUAACAGAAAUAAUAAUCUGGAUUUAUAUAGCGCUUGAUACGAAAUACUGUCUCUAAGCGCUUAACAGAUAUUAUUACCCCGGUCAUCACUUUAACGCACCUUCUCCACUCCCUGAGGAGUAUUAAUACCAUAUUUUCAUUGUGAGGCAAUUGAAAACAUGAAUGCGUUCGUCAUCCUCCCAGGUCCCCAUUUCUCUCCUGGUGUGGAGCGGCAAAUGUAGAUAAAUGCCUUGCCAAAGAACAUUAGAGCUGUGUCGGGGAUCGGACCCACCAUCUUUGCAUUCCAAGUCAAGUGCUUAAACUACUUGAGUAUACGACACCUCUACUUAUGUGGUAGAUAACGUAUGGAACAAAAAAGCUUAGCCUAGCUCUUGAGAUAAUGUCCAUGUAGGUAUGAAUGGGUUUCAUUUAUGACCAUGACUGUUUGAAAUAAUGAGUUAUAUUUUUGUGAAUAUCAUCAUACCAUCGUUAUUUAAGUGCCAUAUUGGAGGGGUGUUUAUACGUUAUCAUCCAUGCAUCAAUAACAGUUGCUCGCAUUCAUUGCAAUAAAUGAGUCAUGUAUCAAA
This is a messenger RNA of Strongylocentrotus purpuratus (purple sea urchin), 8906 nucleotides long. Its product is annotated as metal regulatory transcription factor 1. NCBI's taxonomy places the organism in Eukaryota, Metazoa, Echinodermata, Echinoidea, Camarodonta, Strongylocentrotidae. Gene Ontology annotation, cellular component: nucleus. Gene Ontology annotation, biological process: regulation of transcription by RNA polymerase II. Bases 25 to 2733 code for a protein of 902 amino acids. The transcript has 8 exons. The record is from RefSeq and is a predicted model, not a curated record.